AUGAAUGACUUUCUUCGAAUGUGUGAAAGUCAUUCCCGGGUAACUCGUUUAGUGUCGUUGCUCGGUGUCUUAUCGAUGUAUCAUGCUAAGCAUUUAGACCAGAAAUUUACAAUAAUCUCGAGACAUCUGCGGGCAUCGUGUUUGUUGUCUGUGUUGGUUUCUUCUUCCCUUGCAAAUCCUGCCACUAUGACAAGGAUAAAGGCCAGCAGUCGAGCAGGCAUGGCCGCAUUAUCAUGGUUAAUGGGGAGAAGAAAGCAGAUCAUCCCGCCGCCUGUCCCAAAAGCUGGUACAGUUGGAGGCACUGAACAACUCUCCGUUUCUGUCUGUCUCUGGUCUGACGGACCUUUCAAGGGGUUUCAUGUUUUCUUUUACGAAAAGAGUCAUUUGGAAUAUAAAGAGCAACGGGGAACAAGCGAUGAGCGAUGGCGGCCAACUAGCGCUCAAAAACUGGCAGCGUUAUUGUUACAGCCUCCUUUUCCCACCACCAACCACAGAGAGGACACGCAGCAGCUGGCAGCAGGCAGCUCCAGCCUCCAGUAUCAUAGGCGAGAGACGGCGAACGGGGGAGGUCUUAGGUUUGCUGUCUUACCUCAAGGGUCUGCCUUUUUCUCUCGUCCCUCGUCACAUUCGUACGUAUAUACGUACCCAAGCGAAAGAGGCAAAUAUGAGGGCCGUGGGGGGAAGCGGGCUGUUGAGUUAUAG
Molecule: messenger RNA, 702 nt
Organism: Microsporum canis CBS 113480
Lineage: Eukaryota; Fungi; Ascomycota; Eurotiomycetes; Onygenales; Arthrodermataceae
Exons: 3
Coding region: 1-702 (233 amino acids)
Source: RefSeq, a predicted model, not a curated record